UCAAAUAAUCGUUAGCUUUUAUCUUGUUCAUUGGAUGUGUCAUGUAACUUGAUUUUAUUUUGUUCCUCAUGUAGAUGGGCAAUUCUGCUGCUGCCAUUGCAGCUGCUUUUGGAGGAGGCUUGCCUCCUGGAAUAAGCGGGACAAAUGACAGGUGCACUGUUCUUGUAUCUAACCUAAAUCCUGAUAGCAUAGACGAGGAUAAACUUUUCAAUCUGUUCUCCAUUUAUGGAAACAUUGUAAGAAUUAAACUUCUCCGCAAUAAACCAGAUCAUGCGCUAGUUCAGAUGGGUGAUGGCUUCCAGGCUGAAUUAGCAGUACACUUCUUGAAGGGAGCCAUGCUGUUUGGCAAACGAUUGGAGGUAAACUUUUCAAAGCAUCCAAACAUUACAACUGGUGUGGAUACACAUGAGUACUCAAACUCAAAUCUCAAUCGCUUCAACCGCAAUGCCGCAAAGAAUUAUCGUUACUGCUGCUCCCCAACCAAAAUGAUCCACCUGUCCACCCUCCCCCAAGAUGUCACCGAGGAGGAGAUUGUGGCCCACCUAGAAGAGCAUGGCACCAUUGUCAAUACCAAGCUCUUUGAGAUGAAUGGUAAAAAGCAGGCCCUUGUCCUAUUCGAAAAUGAAGAGCAGGCCACUGAAGCCCUUGUGUGCAAACAUGCCAGCUCACUUGACGGUUCAAUGAUCCGGAUCUCCUUUUCCCAAUUGCAGACCAUUUAGGGCGGACCCUCGUAUCAGAAAAAAAAGGGAAGUAACGAGUAACAAGUGGGGAAAAAGGGAAUUUUAUUUAUGUUCCAGUUGUGAUCGUUUUUAAUAUUGCAUUUUCUUGUAACCUGGUUUUAUUGCUUUUGUAUUGGUGGAAUGCUCUUUGGUUUUGUACUUAAUCUUGGACUCUUCUCGUCUUUAUGUGCUUUGUACCAUUCAGUCCCAAGUUUGCUUUUGAUGUCUAAGGGAAUCUGUUGUUUGCAGAUACGGUAGAUUUUUAGAGGUGGAGGGGGGAGAGGGAGUAUCUUCUUGUCAUUGAGAGAUCCAAUGCAGUGUCAUUGUUGUAUGUAUGUUGUAGUGUCGGUUAAAUUACAUGUAUUCUCUUCGUAAAUCCAACAUUAGCUUGUUCAAUCAAUGAAUUUGUGAAGUAUUCACAGUUCUUUGCUUGUUA
This is a messenger RNA of Camellia sinensis, 1155 nucleotides long. NCBI's taxonomy places the organism in Eukaryota, Viridiplantae, Streptophyta, Magnoliopsida, Ericales, Theaceae. The record is from RefSeq and is a predicted model, not a curated record.